UUCCGUGCAUACGAAACUGUUAUUUCUCCAUGCUUUAAAAGCACUGCACUAUCAAUAACUUCUCACAAUCAAUUCAUUAAAGAUCAUAUUUCCUUCUCUCAUUCAAUUCAUUAAAGAUCAUAUUUCCUUGUCUCAUUCAAUUCAUUAAGAUCAGGCAAUUCGACAGAGCUGAAAUGGAGUCGGUUAGCCGUUCUUCAGAUGGGUCUGAACAUCUUUCAGUAUCAACCCAAGGCUUUAAUCCUCCCUUCGAAAUGGUCCAAACGGGGGACUCCCACAUCAUUGUUGCUUAUGUACCAGGAUUCAGGAAGGAAGACAUAAGGGUGCAGGUCAACAAUGGUGAAACGAUAAAAAUAAGUGGAGAUAAAAUUUUGAGAGAAUUGGUAAUGACAAGACGGUCAUUACAUAUAUUUGAGAGAUCAGUAAGUCGUGGGUUUUCCAGGAGUUUCAGGAUUCCCCACAACGUGAAUAUCAAUGCUAUUGGUGCAAAAUUCCAUGACCAUGUUUUAUAUGUUGUGAUGCCCAAGAAUUCACAGGGAGUUUCAGAUGAUCCAAAUCCAUCACACACAACUUCAAGCCUGAGAGAGAUAGAUCAGCAAGAAGAAGAAGUGCAGCCUGUAAAUGAAUGCUAUUGUUCACCGGACCCGGAUUUUCCCUCACAAAAAGAUGGCGAUGAAAAAAUUGAGGCACAAAGAUCUAUGACAGGAAUGGAGGAGGAAAAAAGUAGCAGACAAGGAAAAUAUUGUUCAGAAGGUGGGGGAGAAGGAGGAGGAGAAGGGUUAAAAAGUGGAUUCGAUUACAGCCGAAUCUUUUCUAAACGAACUACUAUUUUGGUCUCCAUUGGCGUGGCAUCUCUUGCUAUUUUUGCAGCUCAUAAAAUUAUGUCUCGUCGAAAAUAGAUGUCUGUAGUUUUAGGGUUCUAAGAUUUUUUGCCAGCUUACAAGGCUGCUAAUAUUUUCUAAGAAUUACUGUAAAUGCAAGUAAAGCAUAUGAUUCUUUCUACCUCUGGAUAUUUUUUAUUCUUGUAAAGAAAAUUUGGUAUAUUUUGAUGAACACGUACUUCAAUUCUUUA
Cryptomeria japonica (Japanese cedar) is the source of this 1069-nucleotide messenger RNA. RefSeq lists its product as uncharacterized. NCBI's taxonomy places the organism in Eukaryota, Viridiplantae, Streptophyta, Pinopsida, Cupressales, Cupressaceae. The transcript is spliced from 2 exons. Bases 174 to 896 code for a protein of 240 amino acids. The record is from RefSeq and is a predicted model, not a curated record. Gene Ontology annotation, biological process: protein folding; protein complex oligomerization; response to hydrogen peroxide.